AUGAACAGUUUAAUUAGAUCUACUGCGAGGUGUGUGCGGGCGGGGGCGGCUGUCUAUCUGCCCAGAAACGCCGACGGACGCGUGUGGUCGGCCUCGGCCCGGUUCCUGUGCGCGGCGGCGGACCUCCAGAAAGACCUUGGUGAUAUGGUGAAGAAGGACAAAGUGGUGGUGUUUAUGAAGGGGACGCCGGCACAGCCCAUGUGUGGCUUCAGUAAUGCUGUGAUUCAGAUCCUCCGGAUGCAUGGGGUGGACGACUACGCUACGUACAACGUGUUGGAGGACCAGGAUCUCAGAGAAGGAGUCAAGCUCUUCUCCAACUGGCCCACGAUCCCUCAGGUGUACUUCAACGGCGAGUUUGUGGGAGGCUGCGACAUCCUGCUCCAGAUGCACCAGAACGGAGAUCUGGUGGAGGAGUUAAAGAAGUUGGGCAUCAGCUCUGCACUGCUGAACGCUGAGAAAGAAUCCAAGUAGAGGAUGAGCAUAAACUUCAAACAGCUGAAAAGACACAGGACACAUUUAUCAGGUUGAAUCCCCCGCUCAGAUGUUAGCAGAUAAAUCCACUCUAGGCAGCCAUAGCUAAAAUUGACUGACCUUUCUAGACAUUACGGCACAGCAAGUGCAGAUGACUAGUGUAAGCAGUUUUGGUGGCAGCACUGUAUCUUGAGUCAUGGAGGUUUACACUUUACCAUGUUCCGUACCUAUAAACAGCUUGGAGUGCAAUACAGAGCUCCUGCUGCACUGCUUAUACUCAAUGCAGGUCCUCUAAAUAUGCACAGAUUAUGUACCUGACAGGUAAUGUAGGAAUGAAAAAAAAAAAAGAGUGGACAGUGUCUUCACAGGGAUCCAAAAUCAGUUAUACCUAACCUUCUACCCACAUUUUUCAUCUUCUCUUUAAAGCUGCAAUAAUGAUUUUUUUUUUUUUGGCCAUUUAGGGGAAGUGGAAACAAGUUGCAAACACAACACUGACAUAUUAUCACCUUUUUAGUUGAUAUGGCACUCGUUAGCAACAUUAGCAUUCAUUUGGAGUUGUGUUUCUAGCCACCUGAUGAAUGUAGUCCAAUAUUCACUCUCCUUCCAGUUGUUAGUCUCCACCAACUCCUGAGAGAAAAUAUCUGGCUGUUGAGCUGCAUAAUGCUCCACUAUGUUCACCAGCCAGUUGCUAACUUUGUCCGUCUGCCAUUUGGUGCUGGGCAGGAAGCAUACACUGGGUUAAUCAGAGCUUUUUUGCUGAUGACAGCUACCUGCUGCAGCCAAAAACGAGUGAACCAAAACAGUGAAGUUGCGAGUGAGAAAACCAAAACAAUGAGCUGGAAGAUGCUAUAAAGCUGUAUAUGGCUGAGGGAAACUGCAGAGUCCGGUGAUAAUUCUCUGUGGGUUCGUCACUAGUAGCGACCUUUGACAUUACACAGAUUUUUAAAAUACAAAUAUGGAUUACAGCAGUUUUUAUAUUUCCCUAUCACUUAACACAUGGAGGAAAAAUUUUGCCCUCUAGUUCCUAAGUUUUGAAUACUUUUCUAUCAUAACUCGAUCCACCAAAUUCUUAAUACUAUCCUUAAAAAAAUGAUUGUAAACAUUAAAAAUCCAUACCAGCAUGGUUGUUGGAAUCACAGGCUUUUUGUGAUAAAUACAGUAAUGAACGUCCAACUAUACUGUUAGAGAAAUCAUUUCACAUCGAGGUUGGACUUCUACUGCCAGAGGGAGACAGUCAGGUUCCCUCCCUGUGUUUUAAUUAGUUUACACAAAAUUGCUGGCAACCUCUAUCAUCUCAUCAGCCCUCUAAAAGCCCUGCUACCUCCACUGUCCACCUUUUUUUCCCAAGCUACAGUCUGUUUAGGACCAAACGAGCCUCAGGGUGCACCAAGACUAAGUUAAGAUCUUUAUAACACUGCUUGGGUCGCACCAGGAAAAGAUGUCAUCAUACUAGAAACCUUCCAAAUGCACUGCCUGUAACUACAGUAAACCAGAAGGACGAACAAAGAGGGGACAAUACUGGUGUUUAUACAUCAGGGAUUAUAAAUAAAGCUGGUGUGUGUUCUUAAUAAUAUAUAAAUAUGUUUUAGUUUAAUUUCUGGCCAAUUACAUCCGUUAUGAAUUUGCUUUUGUAGUGGAGGUAACUACCUCACUGACCUUGUUACACACAUGCACUGUCAACCAACAUGACUUUGAUGGAACCAAGACCAUUGUCCCCUAUUUGUUCUUCCUGCCAGGAACCACAAACAAAAUGUGUCGUCUCUGUUUUAAUGUCUACACCCGCUGAAACGUAACAAACAUACCUUGAUACCCUUUUUUUUUUUCCUUCCUGAACAUGACUCACAGCACAUUUGGACAAAUAGAAGCAGUUAUGUUUAAAGUGUGUUGCGUCUGUCCAAGUCUGUAGUAUUUGUCAAUUUGUCACUGAAGGAAAAGUGGUUUCUUUUUUUGAGGGGUGGGGAGUGUUUUUGUUUUGAGUUUUCUCACUGAGCCUAAGAACCCCGGACAUUUAUCAAUUCUCGAUGUUCUUCCUGCUGCACACAGUUGUAUUAUCAAAGCAAUGAUCAUGUAGUACACUGUAAGAUAUUGUACAUUGAAUGCAUAUUAUUAAAUGUAUUUUAGCUGUAAACCCUGCACCAAUUAAAUAUUUUGACACAAA
Messenger RNA from Siniperca chuatsi (mandarin fish), 2629 nucleotides. RefSeq names its product glutaredoxin 5 homolog (S. cerevisiae) (gene glrx5). Bases 1 to 471 code for a protein of 156 amino acids. NCBI's taxonomy places the organism in Eukaryota, Metazoa, Chordata, Actinopteri, Centrarchiformes, Sinipercidae. The record is from RefSeq and is a predicted model, not a curated record. The transcript is spliced from 2 exons.